AUGAAAAGACAUAAUAAUCGCGACUUUUAUAGAAAACAAGCAAAACUAAAUGUUUCGCCAGCGGAAAUCGUAAAUCCUAUACUCUCGUAUCUCAAGUGGAUUUUAUUAAUACUAAAAUCAGUUGGUCUUAUGCCAUUUUAUACUACGCUAAAUUUUUAUAAGAUCGGCGUGCCGAAUCGACGUUGGUUGCUGAUUAGUAGAGGCAUAAUUUGUAUCAAGUUUUCUGUAACACUAAUACAUCUUUAUUUUACACUUACGCCCGCUAUAUCGCAAAUAUUUUUCCGACAAGGCUACACGGAUGGCUUAUCCAACAUUUUCAACAUAACCUUUUGUAUACUCACCGAUGCCAACAAGACUUCACAAGUGCUGGCGCGUAUCUACGGUAAAGGAGAUAAUUUUCAAGAAAUCGUUGACAAAUUUCUGACAAAGAGCAUCAAACAGAAUGUGCAAUUUACCGUUUAUGGAUUUUUUGUCAUUAAUAAUUCAACACUGUUCAAGAUUUUCUCAGCCGUUGUUACAUACCUAGUCAUUUUAAUUCAAUUCAAACAAUUGGAGGAGUCUCGUACUUUACAGUGA
This is a messenger RNA of Rhagoletis zephyria (snowberry fruit fly), 576 nucleotides long. Its product is annotated as gustatory and pheromone receptor 32a-like. The record is from RefSeq and is a predicted model, not a curated record. Lineage: Eukaryota; Metazoa; Arthropoda; Insecta; Diptera; Tephritidae. Gene Ontology annotation, cellular component: membrane; dendrite; axon. Gene Ontology annotation, biological process: chemosensory behavior; sensory perception of taste; male courtship behavior.